AUUCGUUAACAAUAUGGGCCCACUCAAAGCCGAAUUACCCAAACGCUAUCCUCCUCUCUUCAGUGCUCGCCACUCAGCCCAAUGGCAGCUGCGACGGUGCCGCCGCCGCCGGCGAUCCUCUCCGCCCUCCUGCGCCGCCACACCCUUCGAGCUUCUUCCUACCCGAGAUGUCUUUCCUCUGACGCGAGCAUCGAGGCGGCGGAGCUGGGGAGCCGGAGGGGAGGCCACGGAGGGACGCGCCUGGAAGAGGCUGUGCCCGCCGGGGAGGCGCGCUCGCGGCUCGACGCGUGGAUCGCGGCGCGGCUGGGCAGCGGGGGCGUCAGCCGCGCGCGCGUGCAGGCCAGUAUCCGCGCCGGCCUCGUCGCCGUCAAUGGCCGUCCGGUCUCCAAGGUUUCGUAUAUGGUGAAGGGAGGGGACCUGGUCAGUUGCACGGUGUCGGAGCUACAACCACUGAGAGCAGAGGCGGAGGACAUUCCGCUAGACAUCGUUUACGAGGAUGACUAUGUUCUUGUUGUGAACAAACCGGCUCAUAUGGUUGUUCACCCAGCACCAGGGAAUGCAAAUGGCACCUUAGUCAAUGCUAUACUUCACCACUGCAGGAUUUCCACAUUUACCUGCUUAGCACGCAAUUCAAGUGGCGAUGAAUGCCCAGAUUCUUCAGAUGACGAUUUUGAUGUAUUUGAUGUUGAUCAAUUUACUACCGAUGAAGUAAGUUCAGAGGUCCGGGAAGCUCUUGUGCGUCCUGGUAUUGUACAUAGGCUUGAUAAGGGUACAAGUGGACUUCUUGUUGUCGCAAAGGAUGAGCAUUCUCAUGCUCAAUUAGCAGAACAGUUCAAGCUGCAUACAAUUCGUAGGGUAUACAUCAGUCUUUCUUGUGGGGUACCUAAUCCAAAUUCUGGCAGGGUCGAAGCGUCUAUUGCUCGUGAUCCUAACAAUCGGAUUCGUAUGAUUGCUAUUGCUGGAUCAGGCCACAGAUAUGCACGGCAUGCUGCUAGUAGGUACAAAGUAAGAGAGGUCUUUGCCGGUGGUGGAUCAGCACUAGUAGAAUGGAGAUUGGAGACGGGCCGCACUCACCAGAUCCGAGCGCAUGCAAAGUAUCUAGGGAUCCCUCUUCUUGGUGAUGAAACAUACGGAGGUACCAAAAGCAUGGCUUUGUCAUUUUUGAGAUCAAGAACUCCUUCAAGAUAUCAUAAUGAUCUUUCGAAUCUGAUAUCAAAAGUAGACAGACCGUGCCUCCAUGCUGCAUUGCUUGGAUUCAAGCAUCCACAUUCAGGGAAGAUACUUGAAUUCUCAUGCCCCCCACCAGACGAUUUUGCUGAGGUACUUGAUGAACUGCGACGUGUGACACCAAGUGAUGGCCAAAAUGGUGAUGUUGUUGUUCAAUAACAAUUGUGUGCUUAAUGCAAAGUGGGCCAGAAACAGCUUAGUAUGUGGUAUGUCUGAUGUGAGGUCUUUUAUCCGAGUUCUGAGGCGAUCAUUGAUUGAGCUAGGGGCAGAACUGCCGACGGGCCCCUCACGUUUAUCAACAUCUUCAGUGAGGGACGGGAAGAAUCUGGGAAUGGUGAACCAACCAUGAGAAAGACUUGAGCAUUUUUUAGGGACCUAGAAAACAGGGUUUUGGCACUUUUGUAUGGUUAAUUAAUUUUGGUUUUUUUUUUGGGUUAUGGUGGUAACCAAGAACUGGCAAUUUAAUGUUCAAAGCAUUUGGUAGAACGGUCCUGGAUAUCUGAAGCCAUGUAUUGCUAAGACUUUGAUUAAUCUUCAUGAUGGAAAAUGCACGAAGAAAAUAGUUUGACAUGA
Phragmites australis (common reed) is the source of this 1800-nucleotide messenger RNA. Its product is annotated as RNA pseudouridine synthase 2, chloroplastic-like. The coding region runs from base 82 to 1386 and encodes 434 amino acids. Gene Ontology annotation, biological process: pseudouridine synthesis. Gene Ontology annotation, molecular function: RNA binding; pseudouridine synthase activity. The record is from RefSeq and is a predicted model, not a curated record. The transcript is spliced from 6 exons. NCBI's taxonomy places the organism in Eukaryota, Viridiplantae, Streptophyta, Magnoliopsida, Poales, Poaceae.